CAGUGCAGAAGGAACGCUUGUUAAGGAAGACGUGACUCUCGCUCUCCGUUCACCAGUGUUUACAUAGACCACAAGACAAUAGAAGAUUUUAUCUCCCUCUUCUAAAAACAAUCAUGGAAACUGGUACUGAGAUUGCCGGUCGUAAGGAUUCAACAGUGUACUUGUAAACAGUAAACAUAACAGCAUUACUAAAGAAGCAAGUAAUUCCUCCCCGGAGAGCCUACGCAAGUACGGCCACCCAGACUCCUCUUCAGGUGUAACAUUGUCAACUCUGACGUAGGAAUCACUGAGAUGACGAUGAUAAUCGCCAUAUUACUAGUUGCAUCGCUCAGUGCAGCGGUCGAGGGGACAGCGAGAGGCCGCACCCCGCCACCUCGCCGCGCCUGCCACUCCGGGGUCAGGCGCCGCAGUCACCCCUGCUGCGCGCGAGAUGCCACCGCCGGCGCUUUUUAGAGCAGGGUCCGCCUCCUCAGCCUCAGGAGGGAAAAGUGCAGGGACGACUCCAGGCUCUACGACUUCAGAAACAAACGGUGGACUUGCUCUAUCUCCCGCAAGCACACCAGAAACAACUCCGAGAGAUAGCACUACAAGCACAAGUACCUCCACAAGCACACCAGAAACACCUCCAGGAACAAGCAUUGAUAGCACAAGUGCAUACACAAGCACACCAAAAAUAACUCCAGGAUUAAGCACUCCAAGCACAAGGACACCAGAAAUAACUCCAGGAACAAGCAUUGAUAACACAAGUGGGUACACAAGCACACCAGAAGUUGGCACUCUAAACACAAGCACAUCCACAAGCACGUCAGAAAAAAAUCCAGGAGAUAGCACUCCAAUCACAAGCACAUUUAUAAUAACUCCAGGAGUAAGCACUCCAAGCACAAACACACCAGAAAUAACUCCAGGAACAAGCAUUGAAAGCACAAGUGCAUACACAAGCACACCAGGAAUUAACACUCCAAGCACAAGCACAUCCACAGGGACACCAGUAGUAACUCCAAGAGUUAGCACUGCAAGCACAAGCACACCAGGAAUAAGCAUUGAGAGCACAAGUGCAUACACAAACACACUAGGAGUUAGGACUACAAGCACACCAGAAACAACUGCAGGGGUUAACACAAGCCCAGAAACCAGCACACCGGAACCGGCUUCACCUGCCUCAGGAAGCACCGCAAGCAUCACAAAAACAACUACAGGGGUUGAUAAGAGCACCAGCACAGAUGCAAGCACAGACACAAGCCCAGAAACCAGCACACCGGAACCGAUUUCAACCGCCUCAGGAAGCACCACAAGCACCACAAAAACAACUACAGGGGUUGAUUGGAGCACCAGCACAGAUACAAGCACAAACACGAGCACAGACACAAGCACAGAAACCAGCACAGACACAAGCACAGCAACCAGCACACCGAAACCGACUUCAACCGCCUCAGUAAGCACCGCACCGUGGAGCACCAGCACAGACACAAGCACAGAAACCAGCACACACACAAGCACACCGGAACCUUCUCCAUCCUAUCCAGGAAGCAGCCCAACUCCUCCAGUCCCCGACUCACUAACGACCACACGAACUCCCGCCAAGUGUUACGUUGAUCCGUACUACACGUCGAUCGAGGCGGAAAUAAUAAUACCACGCACUCUGGCGUUAGCUUGGAGUAAUGCAGCGCCGUCGCCUGUCGAGGUGUGCGUGCAGGACGACUGUCAAACAUCUCACGAUUCGUCCGUGCAAUUCGGCCGGGUCAUGCCGGGCGAGGGGCUUCUCGUCACAGUCACGGGGGUCGAUUUCUACGACUGCGUGGAACUCUUUGUCCCGUGGCAAUUCAGGAUCGGAGCUGCAGCGGAAAAUCUCACUCUGGACUGGAUUAACGUCACGCCCCUUGACUUGAGCGUGUGCGUGGCCAGAGACUCCGGAGAUUUCCCCACCAACUCGUCCUAUAGCACCUGUAUCGUAGCGACAGGCUCUGGAGCCUACAUAUCGGGCCUCGAACCAGACACUCCCUAUUGGGUCAAAUUAGGCGAGGCAACAGUCUUUCACACCGCCACACAUCCCAUUGCCAAGUACAGAAGCCUGGCGUUCCGCUGUCACGAGGCGGGCGCGUGCAGCAUCGGCGAGUGUCGCCCCGCCACGGACGGCCUCCUGCUGGAUAUCAACUACGACUCCGCGGUCCCCGAGUCGUACCCCUUCGUCUGCGUCGAUAAGGGCAACGCGCAGUUUGAACCGGUCACCAUCAAGGCGACCUCGGGUGUCUUGGCCGUGACCAGCGUCGUCUUCGAGAGCGGCGGCUUGGAGGAGGACAUCGAGGAAUGCAUUCACACGACCGCCAUGGCCGUCGUCAAGUACUGGUGCGACGGCAUGGCGGAGUGCAUAGUGGACCACAGCCUCCUCCACAGCUACCUGGCGAGAGCGGAGGGCUGCGUCGACACCCGGCUUUCCGAGUACAGCCUGCACGUGGAGUACGAGGAAGAUCCCUCCUCAAACCUCACUUGCCGCGAGGGCGCUAGUCUCUUCGCUCCGCACAGGACCUGCUACGACAUGGAAACUUCGAGCGACUUCCUUGCGCGGAGGAAGAGCUGCAUGGAGGCUGGGGGGGAGAUUGCCUUCCACGAAUCCGACCCGAAGUUUUUGGAGUUUCUCAACGAAACUUUUAGCCUGUCGGAAGAGGGCUUCCUCGUGCAAGGGUUGAUCGGCAGCGACGCGCGACCUCGACAACCACAACUUCACGCCGAAGAAAUAGAUAUACUUCACAUCAUCUUCGACACACAUUACGUUCUGUCAGACCACAGCUCUGCGUCUGAACUGGCUAUCCUCUGCGCUUACCCGCCACUCGUGGGAGUCCCCGACCGCCUCGAGACAGCGACCAUCGUCAACAACCCCUGCCUGAGCGACCCCUGCCUCAACGGGGGGACCUGUCUCAACACAACGCAGGACCUGAACGCGGAGUCAACGACCGACGACGACUUCAUGUGCAAUUGCAGAGAGGGAUACAGCGGCGACCUCUGCGAAUAUACUUAUGCGACCACCAGUUUGCCAUCCGCCACAUCGGACAUCGCACAUCUAGUGGUAGCGGCCAAAGCGGAUGAGCGGGGGAGUCCAGGUCACGGCACUCGCACACGAACCGCAGAGGAGGAGAAGAGUUCGAUGGCGGUUUCUACUCCUUCAGCAACAGCCUCCCUCUGCCGCAGGUGCAACGGCCAGAACCAGUGCAAGGUGUCAUAUAAGGACCUGCACCACCACCUCCAUUCGUCGUGCCACCCGGCCGUGCCACCCACGUUGAUAACCCGCCUCGCGACUUACGAGUAUUCGGACGGCUGGGGCUGUGCGGGCGAGGGCGACAAGGCGCGUGGCUGCCUCGGAACCUCGCCCGACCUGUUCAACGACGCCCAGGAAGCCAAACUGUACUGCAACGGAAUGGGCGGCGACCUUGCCUCCGUGGAAAACCCCACGCCCUCCCUCUGCUUGAACAAUGCCUCGUCUCUGUGGGUGGACAACGCUACCGACUUCCGCUCACACGCACACUACUCCCUCACGCCCAGCAACCCCACAAGCAUCUCCUGUGACGGUCACACUCGCAAGAGCAGCUCAGCGUUGUGCGUCUUCCCCUUCGUGUUUUCCAACGAAACCUCUACCACGACUGAAGAGACAACGACUGACAUCUCUACGACUACCAGCACUAUGGAUACUACUACAGAAAACACCACGACAGAGAUCACGACUACCAGCACUACGGAUACCACUACUGCAAACACCACAACAGAUAUCACGACUACCAGCACUACGGAUACCACUACUGCAAACACCACAACGCAAGUUAGUACGACUGUGAGCACUACGAGUACCACCACCACCACGACGCCCAAACCGCCAGGGCCGUGUCCAAGGACGAGACCUUUCCCGCUAGCGUACCCAGAUUACAUUUGGAAGGAAGAGCAACCCGGGACGCUCGCCAGCAAGAACUGCCCCAAGACUCAGAACGUCACUGUGUAUUGGCAGUGCAAAAUGAACGGCAAGUGGGACGGGCUGCCCGACCUGAGCGCCUGCUCGACGAUUGAUACCGCCCACUGGGAGAACGAAAUCGCGAACGGCAAUGAGACUGCAGGAGAUUCACUCAAUAAUUUCGUAAACAUGACCGAAUCUCAGGAACUUGAACCAGGUGACGUCACGAGCACAAUGGACAUCUUAGAAUCCGCCAGAGAACGCCACAUCAAGGACAUUCAGAACAUGACUGAGACCGAAGCCCUGAAUGCCACUGAGGUCUACACGAGCGCCGUCACGAAAGCGACUAACAAAGUGUUGAAGCAGCCACAGGUGUGGUUCGGUCUGCCCGAGGAAGCGCGCGCCAACGCAAGCACGGCGCUGCAGGUGGGGAUGGAGGAGGCGGCGGUGGAGUUGGCGUACCUGCUCGUGAACGAGUCGAAAACCUUCGAGACCGAGACAGUCACCAUUAACGCCACGAGACACAGCAAAAUCCACUACGAGAGAGACGAAAAUCGCAUAUUCUACCACAAAGAUAGAGCUCAGACAAUGGUGGAGCUUCCUGAAAAGUUCUUUGAAGCUGUGGACGACGACCUCGUGGCCGUCUCCUUCACGUCCUACAGUACCCUCCACUGCGUCCUUGGCAAGAGCAUCAUCUGCGAGCCCCAGGACCUCUCUGAUGACUCCUUUGAGGUCAGCGACCACUUCCCGCUGCCUGAGAUCGUCAACUCCCCCGUGAUGGGCCUGACCAUUGGCAACGCUUCGUGGAACUUCAGCGACGGCCAAGGCGUCAAGGCGACCUUCUUGGACUACUUCGGCUCAGAGAUCUACAACCUCAGCACAGCCACCUGCGUGUCCUGGGACGUAGCCAAGGAACAAUGGAGUCCCGAGGGCUGCGAGAUGACCCUCCAGACGGGCGCCGCCACCGAGUGCACCUGCAGCCACCUCACCAACCUGGCCGUCAUCGUGGACGUCAACGGGAUCAUCGGGAAGAGCCCCUUCCUGCAGUGGUUCACGGUGGUGGGCUGCUCCGUCUCGCUCGUGUGCCUCGUGCUCGCCAUCGUCACCCUGGCCUUCCUCCUGCACAGGCGGCGGCGCAACAAAACCACCACCAUCAUCCACCUCCAUCUCUGCUGCUGCCUUUUCGUGGCGGAGUUCAUCCUCCUGGUGGGACUCGACCGGACGGAGGACGAGGUAGGCUGCGGAGUCGUCGCCGGGUUCCUCCACUACUUCCUCCUCGCUACCUUCUGCUGGAUGGGGGUUGAGGGUGUCAACGUCUAUUUCCUUGUCGUGAAGGUGUUCCUCACUGCGCGCUCUCCCCUGCGUUACUACACCGUGGUCGGCUACACAGCCCCGGCCCUUGUGGUUGCUAUUUCUGCGGCCGUGGAUUCGGGAGGUUACGGGACAGAGGACUACUGUUGGCUUUCCACUGAGAGCGGCCUCAUAUGGGCAUUCACGGGACCAGCGCUUGUUAUACUCCUGGUGAACUUCGUCAUGUUCGGCUUCGGAGUGCGCGCCUACCUCACCAUGAACACCGCCGGCCACAGAGGAGGAGGCGGGGGCGGCGGCAGGGGCGGGAAGGCCGAGGGCACGAGCAAGGGCGAGUCCCGACGCCUUCUGAGGGGCUCGGUCAUCCUGUCGUCCGUGCUGGGUCUGACCUGGAUUCUGGGCUACUUCAUGAUGUUCGGAGGCUCGGCGGCGUACGCGAUGGCCGUGCUGUUCACGGUGGUGAACUCGCUCCAGGGCGCCAUCCUGUUCGUGGUGAUGGUCCUGAUGAACCCAGCGGCGCGGACGCAGCUCAAGGUCAUCCUCUGCUGCGGCCGGGAGGAGAAAAUAUCCAACAUCCCGAGCUCCUUCACGAGGUCCAGCCGCGUCGACCCUUCCACAAGCUUCCAGAAGGAGCUGGAGAACGCCCCGCCAAGCAUCCCGCGCCCGGUCCUCAUCAACCCGAGGGGCUCCGGGGAACUCGACAUGUGGGUGGCCCAGGAGCUGCAGGACCGACCUACGAGAAGGCGCUAGCUGGGGAUCAAGGGAGACUCCCUCGGUGCCGCCAACAGGAGGACAGGAACAUGGGUCUCCAGGGCAGCUUCCGCACAGCCUUAUCCUCUCCUGCACAAAGAGCAUCACUGAUUCUCCUGCGUCAUUGCCUCCUGUGUUG
Molecule: messenger RNA, 6131 nt
Organism: Penaeus vannamei (Pacific white shrimp)
Lineage: Eukaryota; Metazoa; Arthropoda; Malacostraca; Decapoda; Penaeidae
Source: RefSeq, a predicted model, not a curated record